Molecule: messenger RNA, 3562 nt
Organism: Scatophagus argus
Lineage: Eukaryota; Metazoa; Chordata; Actinopteri; Scatophagidae
Product: copine-9-like
Exons: 21
Coding region: 517-2232 (571 amino acids)
Biological process (GO): cellular response to calcium ion
Cellular component (GO): plasma membrane
Molecular function (GO): calcium-dependent phospholipid binding
Source: RefSeq, a predicted model, not a curated record
CAGUUUGAGAAUGCAAGACAUUGUAAGGUCAUUUAACAGUCUCUUCCACCUACUGUUUCCUGUCUUGCUCCUUUGUGGCACUAAUCACCCCCCAUACUCAGAGCUCAGGUUGCGUCCAGGCGCAGCAGAAGAACCUGUGGAGGUCUCUGCCUCCACCUGGCGAUGGAUGGGAAGAAAUGAGGAGCAGUGGAGCUCCGGCAUUCGCGUCUGCUGCUCCAGUCUCUCUCUCUCUCUCUCUCUCUCUCUCUCUCUCUCUCUCUCUCUCUCUCUCUCUCAUCAUGAAUGAAAGAAGCCUCUUCCUCAGGUAUGCCUUCUAACCCUCAAUUGCGCUCCAGCGACCGUCAACAGCAACAACUACUACUACCAGAGCCGGCCGUUUCACUCCGUCUCGGGUGGAUGGAAGAAGCACAUUAUAGCCACGGGAAAAUUACUGCUGUAGGCUAAUAUAAGUGAAAACUUCAAGGAUUCAUAAGAGUGAUUAAAAACAACAACAACAACAACAACAAAAACUGAGCCAUGGCGACAAUCGGGGAUUUCGACCCACUCAACUCCACAGUACCUGCGACAAAGAUUGAAAUCACCGUUUCCUGCAGAAACCUGUUAGACAUGGACACCUUCUCUAAGUCAGAUCCAGUGGUGGUGUUAUAUGUACAAGGCCUGGGGACCAAGGAGUGGAGAGAGUUUGGACGGACAGAAGUAAUUGAUAACACGCUGAACCCCGACUUUGUGAGGAAGUUUGUCCUUGAUUUCUUCUUUGAAGAGAAGCAGAACCUUCGCUUUGAUGUGUACAAUGUGGAUACCAGGAGCUCCAACCUUUCAAAACAUAAGGACUUCCUGGGUCAGAUGUUCUGUACGUUGGGUGAGAUCAUUGGCUCAACUGGCAGCAGGCUGGAAAGGACACUCUCUGGGAUUCCUGGGAAGAAGUGUGGAACUAUCAUCUUCACAGCUGAGGAGCUCAGUAACUGCCGGGACAUAGCCACCAUGCAAUUCUGUGCCAACAAGCUGGAUAAAAAGGAUUUCUUCGGCAAGUCAGACCCUUUCCUUGUCUUCUACCGGAGCAAUGAGGAUGGGACGUUCACCAUCUGCCACAAGACUGAGGUGAUUAAGAACAACCUGAACCCUGUUUGGCAACCAUUUACAAUCCCUGUUCGAGCACUCUGUAAUGGAGACUAUGACAGGACGGUCAAGGUGGAUGUUUAUGACUGGGACAGAGAUGGGAGUCACGACUUUAUCGGAGAGUUCACCACCAGCUACAGAGAACUGUCCAGAGGCCAAAGCCAGUUCAACGUCUAUGAGGUUUUGAAUCCGAAGAAGAAAGGCAAGAAGAAGAAAUACAUCAAUUCAGGGACGGUGACGCUGCUGUCUUUCAAAGUGGAGUCAGAGUACACGUUUGUCGAUUUCAUAAGAGGAGGGACACAACUCAAUUUCACUGUGGCCAUAGACUUCACAGCAUCUAACGGUAACCCGUCCCAGCCCACCUCACUGCACUACAUGAGUCCCUAUCAGAUGAAUGCGUAUGCCAUGGCUCUGAAAGCUGUGGGAGAGAUUAUCCAGGACUACGACAGUGACAAACUCUUCCCAGCAUACGGCUUCGGAGCUAAACUUCCCCCAGACGGCAAGAUCUCCCACGCCUUCCCACUGAACUCAAAUACAGAAAAUCCAAACUGUGUGGGCAUCGAUGGUGUACUAGAGGCUUACUUCCAGAGUCUGCGAACUGUUCAGCUGUAUGGCCCAACCAACUUUGCUCCUGUCAUCAACCAGGUGGCUCGGUGUGCUGCAGCAGUGACUGACGGCUCCCAGUACUUUGUGCUGCUGAUGAUCACAGACGGCGUCAUCUCCGACAUGGCACAGACUAAAGAGUCUGUGGUCAAUGCAGCCUCCCUGCCCAUGUCCAUCAUCAUAGUAGGAGUGGGCCCUGCUGAGUUUGAUGCUAUGGAGGAGCUGGAUGGGGAUGAGGUCAGAGUGUCCUCCAGGGGACGCUUUGCUGAGAGAGACAUUGUCCAGUUUGUUCCCUUCCGGGACUACAUCGACCGGUCAGGGAACCAGGUCCUGAGCAUGGCCCGACUUGCUAAGGAUGUCCUAGCGGAGAUCCCCGACCAGCUGCUGUCCUUCAUGAAGAGCCGGGGGAUAGAACCCCGGCCCCCUCUGCCAACCACCUCUGACUCCCCCUCAAUGUCCACCAAUACCGCACCCACCACGGCUGCCCAGAAGGAACGUAACAUGCACGCCUGAAAUGAAGGCAGUGAGCAGAGCAGUAUGCUGGUUGGAGAUGUCAGCAAAGGGAGAUGUGCGUUGGUGUCUGUGUUUGUGUGUGUGUGUGUCGCAAAAUUUCAGGAUUGGUUGACAGGAACAAAGUCAGGAUGUGGAAGAUUGUUUCCAUAGUAAGUUGAAAGGGAGACCUACCAGAAGAGAGUACAUUCCUUUAAAAGUGUUGGUGGUGAGGAUUUCCCCCAACAAGAUUUGGACUGGAAAAGUGGAAAACACACUUUAGGCCCUUUUGAUAUUUCUGGCUCUGAUUUUUGUCUGCAUCUAUCGUCAUACACCCUCUGCAGGGGCAGCACGCAUAUCAUUAUACACAAACUGCAUUUAAAUCGAAGGCUUCAAAUGUAGUUUAGCACUUCUGCUUCAGUCAUCAGUUCCAACAUUUCAAAUAAGCGACUAAGGCCACAACUGACUUUUCCUGCAGAAGUUGAGUCUACAGCUCUGUCCACCCCACUUCAGUUUCCGUAACACUCUUCCUGCUCACGGAGAUAAGAGUGUCUGCUGUAAUAGAGUAAUAAAUCCUGAAGUGGCCGAGCAAUCGAUUUCUAUCAGUUUUAAAGAGGGACAGUGCUGAGGCUGAUGUCAUUUGCUUGUUUGUUUAUUCUCAGGGCAUUUUAAAGGUUUGACAACAACACAGGAAAUCUGAAAACAGAAACAGAAAUUAAAUUCUGUCCUGGUUGUGGCAUCUGAAAGCCAGUGGACACUGGUUCUUUUUAUUGCUUCAUGAAAAUGUAUGAUGUAUAUUACUGUGUGCUGAACAUGAAAUUCAAAUAAGUUUUUUAUAUAAAGGGGUGGUGAGUGCUCUACAUUUCAAGGUCGACAUUCAGGAAAUGGAGCUUCGGCAAGGCUAAACUAAUCGCACGUGUCCAACACGAAAGGGAGACACUUGCAAGCACAUCCUGAAAGCAGGAAAUAUAUGAGGCCACCAAACUGGCUCUGAAUAGCAAACAGCCGGAAAUAUCCACUGCUGGAGCUCCUCCACUUCCUCUAGCCGCCGUACAAUUCAACAAUAUCUGGUGGAACAGAUUAUUUCAGCCCAGGUUGCAAAGAUGAACAUAGUCAUGACAGUGUGCUCUGCUGUCCUCCUUCUAUCUCUAAAUUGUAACUCUCUCAGCUGGAGCUGUCAUUUGGAAUGAAUCAUUCAUAAGAUGGGCACCUCUGGUUCUCAAGCUGUCUAGUGCAUGUAUCCGUUUAAAAUGAAUAGAGCUGGUCAGGGUGCAUUUCACAUGCCAGAAUACUUAAUAUGUAGCAAAGAAUAUGUGAAAGCAUGUCAAAUUUCCAAAUUUCCUUUUUUUUUUUU